Molecule: messenger RNA, 1356 nt
Organism: Sapajus apella (tufted capuchin)
Lineage: Eukaryota; Metazoa; Chordata; Mammalia; Primates; Cebidae
Product: UPF0598 protein C8orf82
Exons: 4
Coding region: 159-809 (216 amino acids)
Source: RefSeq, a predicted model, not a curated record
AGGCCAGAGGGAGAGGGGAGAGGGAAGAGCGCCGGGCCGGGUCGGGGAGGCGGGCGCCGCCGGAACGCGAAGCGCGGGACCCCUGCUGCGGGAGGGCGCGAGUUCGCGGUGCACCGCCCCCAGCGUGACCUGCUGGCCGCUUCCGGCGCGGAAGGACAAUGUGGCCGCCGUGCGGGGCGCUGCGGGUCCUGGCCUUGGCGCGGUCGCGGGGUGCCCGAGCCUGCAGCGUGGACGGGGGUGUUUCUUACACGCAGGGCCAGAGUCCCGAGCCCCGGACCCGCGAGUAUUUCUACUACGUGGACCACCAGGGCCAGCUUUUCCUGGAUGAUUCCAAAAUGAAGAAUUUCAUCACCUGCUUCAAAGACCCGCAGUUCCUGGUCACCUUCUUUUCCCGCCUGAGACCCAACCGCAGCGGGCGCUACGAGGCCUCCUUCCCCUUCCUCUCGCCCUGCGGCAGGGAGCGCAACUUCCUGCGCUGCGAGGACCGGCCGGUGGUCUUCACGCACCUGCUGACCGUGGGUCACGGGCCCCCGCGCCUCUCCUACUGCGGCGGAGGCGAGGCCCUGACUGUGCCCUUCGAGCCUGCGCGCCUGCUGCCCCUGGCCGCCAACGGGCGCCUGUACCACCCGGCACCGGAGCGAGCGGGCGGCGUGGGCCUGGUGCGCUCCACCCUGGCCUUCGAGCUCAGCGCCUGCUUCGAGUACGGGCCCGGCGCGCCCGCGCUGCCCUCGCACGUGCUCUGGCAGGGCCGCCGCCUCGCCCUCACCAUGGAUCUGGCCCCGCUGCUGCUCGCGGCUCGGCCGCCCUGAGCAGGGGCGGAAGAAGGACGGGAGGCCGCGGGCGCCCCUCACCCUACUCCCCCGGGAGCCCGCGCCCCGGAAAGCCGGCGCCACUGGCACUCGCGGCAGCCUAGUGCGCCUGCGUGCCGCGCCCACCCCCGCCCCGGCUCUGUCCUUGGUGCUGCCGCGGCCCGGCCGUCCCGGACCCUCUGCUCCCCACGGCGCGCGCCCCCCGCGCACCAAGCUCGGGCGCCCGCUGGAUUGGCUCACGCUAGAGACGUCAGGCCCUGGCGGCGGGCGCGGUUGGCGCGGGGCUCUGACACGCGUGCGCGAGCGUCCCCCGCCCCCUCCCAGCCCGGCUGCUGCUCCGGCCCGGCAGCCACCUGCACCGCGGGGGAGCCGCUCGGCGCGGGAGCGUCAGGAGGGUGCGCGUCCGCGGCUGGACCGCGGGGGGCCGGUGAGGAGCCGGGUCUCGGGAGAUGGCCCCAGGGGGACCCGCGUUGUUGCUGCUGCUGCUUCUGUUGUUGCCGCUGCCGCCGCUGCCCGGACUCCCCCCCCGCGCCGCCGGCUGCCCGGU